CCUUCGUGACAGCUCCAAGCCACGAUGCAGGCUCUCCGAUACCCACUGCGCUCGGCGCUCACCAAAUCCGCUACCAGGCAGUAUGCGACAGGCUCUUCGCAGUAUGCCGAGACCAUUAAGAACCUCCGUAUCAAUGGCGACACAAAAGUGCUGUUCCAGGGCUUCACUGGAAAGCAGGGCACCUUCCACGCACAACAAGCGAUUGAGUACGGCACAAAAGUUGUCGGAGGCACCAACCCCAAGAAGGCCGGCUCAGAACAUCUCGGCAAGCCCGUCUUUGCCAGCGUAGCGGAUGCUAUCAAAGAGACUGGUGCGACCGCUUCCGCCAUUUUUGUCCCCCCGCCAGUUGCCGCCAAGAGCAUUGAGGAAGCCAUCGCUGCAGAGGUACCUUUGAUUGUGACCAUCACCGAGGGCAUCCCACAACAUGACAUGGUCCGCAUCACCGACAUGCUCAAGUCGCAGAACAAGUCCCGCAUGGUCGGCCCCAACUGCCCUGGCAUAAUCGCUCCUGGACAAUGUAAGAUUGGCAUCAUGCCUGGCUUCAUCCACAAACGCGGCCGUGUCGGAAUCGUAUCUCGCUCCGGAACCCUCACGUACGAAGCCGUGAACCAAACCACCCAAGCCGGCCUUGGCCAGUCGCUCGUUGUCGGCAUUGGUGGAGACCCCUUCUCAGGAACCAACUUCAUCGACUGCCUCAAGGUCUUCUUGCAGGACGAGGAGACGGACGGUAUCAUUAUGAUUGGAGAGAUUGGUGGCUCAGCCGAGGAGGACGCCGCAGAUUUCCUCAAGGAGUACAACACUGCCAACAAGCCCGUUGUCAGCUUCAUUGCUGGCAUCUCUGCGCCUCCAGGCAGGCGUAUGGGCCACGCUGGCGCCAUUGUCAGUGGAGGAAAGGGUGAUGCCAACUCCAAGAUCAACGCCCUCGAGGCUGCUGGUGUUGUCGUUGAGCGCUCUCCUGCCAGGCUUGGAUCGACUCUGUAUGAUCAGUUCGUCAAGCGUGAUCUGAUAUAGACAACAUAGGACAUGCCUGAUUUCGUGGUUG
Parastagonospora nodorum SN15 is the source of this 1042-nucleotide messenger RNA. RefSeq lists its product as hypothetical. Gene Ontology annotation, molecular function: succinate-CoA ligase (ADP-forming) activity; succinate-CoA ligase (GDP-forming) activity. The coding region runs from base 25 to 1011 and encodes 328 amino acids. The transcript has 7 exons. The record is from RefSeq and is a predicted model, not a curated record. Gene Ontology annotation, biological process: tricarboxylic acid cycle. Gene Ontology annotation, cellular component: mitochondrion; succinate-CoA ligase complex (ADP-forming). NCBI's taxonomy places the organism in Eukaryota, Fungi, Ascomycota, Dothideomycetes, Pleosporales, Phaeosphaeriaceae.